Gastrolobium bilobum is the source of this 2675-nucleotide messenger RNA. Its product is annotated as WPP domain-interacting tail-anchored protein 2. NCBI's taxonomy places the organism in Eukaryota, Viridiplantae, Streptophyta, Magnoliopsida, Fabales, Fabaceae. The transcript has 5 exons. The record is from RefSeq and is a predicted model, not a curated record. Bases 431 to 2494 code for a protein of 687 amino acids.
GUGCACCCCAAUCCAAGUCUUAAUUUCUCUUUGAUUUUUCAAUCACAGAUCACAACAAUACUCUCACGCACUUACCAUGUUUUGACCACUUUUUUCUGUUUUCACUUUUGGUUCUUCCUCUUCCUCUUCCACUUCAUCGAUCCACACAGAUUGGACAGACAGAGCGUCACCAGAAAAAGAUACCCUUUUUUUUAUUUAGUUUUUUUUUUUUUUUUUUUAACUUUGGAGAAUGGAAAAAGGUGACCCAUUUAUUUAUAUAACGGUAAUUUGGAAAUGAGUGGUAGUUAAAAGGCUUGGUUAGAAGGCCCAGAUAAUUUUUGGAAAGUCAAGUUUUUCAAAAUCAUUUUCCUGCUGAGGUAAGAAGACCCAGAAGCGUUGUUGAGAGAAAGGACUGGCUGCUAAUUGCUGAAUCAAGAGAUACGAACUAGCAAUGGACGAAGUUGCUAAUAAAGUUCAAGGUGGCUUUUAUGCUGCAGAUGCAGCUUUUGGAAAACUCUACUCACUUGAGGGGUUCUCAACUAAAGAAAAUGACAUGCAAGAAUUGGAGAUAUCCCUGCAAGCUUUAACAGAAAUAGACUAUCGCUUAGCCUAUUCUUCUGAGAAGCUAGUGAACUUGCAUGUGCUUUAUAUUUAUCUGUUAGCCCGGGAAAAUGAUCUUGAAGCAAUGGAUUCAAAGAAUAACAGCAACUUGGCAAACUUAUUUGAGAAAGGAAUGACAUUUGAUCUAUUGUCUGACAUUUUAGGUUCUGAGGUAAGAGAGCUGGACAAUUUCAUGGACACUCUCCAAGAAGAAAUUGUUGAUGCUCGUCAUAAAAUAUUUUCAUGCAGACACUUGACUGAAGUUUUCUUUAUGAUGGACAAAAAAUUGCAUGACUCUGAAGAGUCUGUGAAGGAGUUUCAACAGCAGUUAUUGGAGUUGAAGAUGCAGUCAUCCCAGUUACAGAAAACCCUUGAAGUUUUUCGGCAUGAAAAUUGCGAAAUGGGGAAGGCCUUGAAUUUAUCAGAAAAUGGUCAAUUGACAGAUAUGAAAGCAAAAUCCAAUGACCAGAUGGUUGGACAACAAAGGUAUAUACUACGAAUGCUUGAGAGGUCCCUUGCAAGGGAGCUAGAUCUUGAAAAGAAGUUAGCAGAAUCAAGAAAAAAUGAAGAGCUAAAGUUGAAACUCCACUACACAGAACAAGUGGCAUUUUAUAUGGAAGAAGCAGCGGAAGUAGUUUGGGGAAGAUUUCUAGAGGCAGACAAUGCUGCGGAAGUGUUGAUGGGGAUUUCUAAAGGUAUAAUGGGACGCCUCCAAGUUACUGAGUUCAACCUUAAUGGUUCUAUGCAACGAGAAAAUGAGCUGAAAUCAAAGGUUCAGAAUGUCUUAGAACAACUUAAGGCUAAAGAUGCUGCUUUAGAUAAGCUUGAGAGAUGUAAUGUUGAGAAUGAUAAGCAAAAUUCUGAAGUGUUGGCUUUGAGGGAAAAGGUGAAAUUUCUUGAAGAAGAACGAAAAGAUUUUGAGCAUCGGAUAAAUGAUGUGAUUGCAGAAAAUGAAACAUGUCACGAACAACUUAUUGAAAUGGAAAAUUUUGUUGAGUCUCUCAAAGAAAGCAUUGACAUGGCCGAAAAUCGGGCUGAGAGUGCAGAAGCAAAGAUUACACAGUUAACUGAGACCAACUUGGAACUUACUGAAGAACUGAAUUUUCUUAAAGGGAGUGCUAGUACUGCAGAAAAAAAGGUUGGUUCACUUGAGAAGCAACUAAGGGAAUUAGAUAUCCAACUACAGAAUUCAAAGGCAACUUCUGAAGCAAGUCAAGAACAGCAGAACAUGUUAUACACCGCAAUAUGGGAUAUGGAAAUAUUAAUUGAAGAGCUAAAGUCAAAGGUUUCAAAAGCUGAAAGUAAAAAAGAAAGUGCAGAAGAGCAAUGUGUUGUGCUAUCUGAAACUAACUUUGAACUUAAUAAAGAAUUGGACCUCCAGAAGUCCAGAACGAUUAGCCUGAAAACAUCUUUGGAUCAAGCUAACAAUUCAAAAUUAUCAAGUGCAAAAGAAAUUGAUACCAGAACCAAGUUUAUCAUGGAUAUGGUAAUGCAACUAGCCACCGAAAGGGAGCGCAUCAAUAAGCAGCUAGGUGCAUUAAAACAGGAAAAUAAAAGUUUGGUAGAAAAGUUAAAGGAUAGUAAAAUCGGUGCCCCACUAGAUGCAUGUAACAAUGGACUAAAUAGCAGAAAUGAAGAUCAAGCUUCCAACAUUGACUCAAGCAAUGAUAGCUGUACAAAAUCAUCUGAUGCAGAAGGAACAAAUCACUUCAAUAAAACCUUUCAGGUGGGUGAACCAUCAGAAGAUGCAAGCCCUGAAACUCAAGUAACAUCAUCUGUUUCAGCAAAUAAGCCUGCAAAUUGGAGAAACUUGAUAUUUCUUUUAGUGGCAAUUUUUGUCCCAUUGGUUUCUGCGUUAGCCUUCACCUUGUUUGACAAAAAGACGUUUUCCUUUCUGAAAGCUUUUGAAGGCUAAGAGUUAUCACCUAGCAGAUAGAAAAUUUGUUGUUUGUGCAGUUGUGCUUCCCUCCAAGUCCUUCUUUAGCUUCUGUACUGUAUAUUAUUCAUGUAUUUAUGUCAUCCUAGAGUGGGUGUAAGCUGAUAUUACUCUUAAACUGUAUAUGAUUCUAUCAUGAGUUCUUAACAGAUCAAGAGAU